CUUGGUAAAUCACACAGUUACUGUACGAAUUGACAAAUCUGUGAUUGUGAAGGACUCGUUCGCUAUGGAUACUUACUAUAAUCAGUCUUCAGACAACCCUCAUCACGAGUGGUCAUCGGUUGUUCUGACUUUGGACCCAGAUGUGGACGAACAAGAACUGAUUGAGUCAAUGAAACAGUUCAGCCAAAUCCACUCUUUGGAUUUUUCUUUUGAUGAAGACACUAAUUGCAGACACAUUUAUGUGACUUUUGAGCAUUCAGGACGGGACCAGCAACCAGAUCCUGUGGUCCCCACGAGCCGCUUUAUUGAGCUGAAGACACUGCUCGUGAGCAAUCUGCACCCAAUGGUCACCGAACAACAGCUUAUUGAAAAGUUUGGUGCAUUGGGGUCCAUCUCGACUGUGCAAGUGUGCAGAAACAACAUCAUCUCUCCUGCUUAUGCCUUUGUGACUUUCCAUCAUCGACGUGAUGCAGUGCGAGCACAAAAAGCUCUGAACUUCACUGAUUUACUGAAUAAACCUCUGAUCAUCAUGUGGGGCCCAGACAAGACAAUUGAGGUGCUCUCAGAUAAUGACAGCAGCUCUCCAAGACAAACAGAGGAGAGAGAGACAGCUGGAGAAACAGAGGAGAGAAAGACCAGUGGAGAAACAGAGAGAGAGGCCGCUGGAGAUACAGAGGAGAGAAAGACCAGUGGAGAAACAGAGAGAGAGGCCGCUGGAGAUACAGAGGAGAGAAAAACCAGUGGAGAAACAGAGAGAGAGGCCGCUGGAGAUACAGAGGAGAGAAAGACCAGUGGAGAAACAGAGAGAGAGGCCGCUGGAGAUACAGAGGAGAGAAAAACCAGUGGAGAAACAGAGAGAGAGGCCGCUGGAGAUACAGAGGAGAGAGCGAACAGCGAGUCUUCAUGGGGAAGAAGGAUCUCCAACAAUGUGAAAAGUGCUGUGAAAGCUGCGGUGAGCAGUCCAGCAGCCUGGGUCGGAGUCGGCAUAGGUGUCUGUGCUGCUUAUGCCUACUUCAGGAGCAGGAGCUAGUGUGGACACUUUCUAAAAGACGAGAAGGCCUGCCUCACGAUCUCCACUCAUCAUCCCCAGAGUGACCAAUCACUGCUCCAGAAAGAACUUGAUUUCCCCAGCAGGCCAAACACUUGCAAUAAAUGUGAAUUGAAUAAAC
Danio rerio (zebrafish) is the source of this 1169-nucleotide messenger RNA. The record is from RefSeq and is a predicted model, not a curated record. Lineage: Eukaryota; Metazoa; Chordata; Actinopteri; Cypriniformes; Danionidae.